AUGUCGACCGCCCCUUUCAGGGUCAAGGCCCUGUUCGAAUACUCCUCGCCCCACGAGGAUGACCUUCAAUUCCCCGCCGGCGUCAUCAUCACCGUUACCGACGAGGAGGAUGCCGACUGGUACAGCGGCGAGUACGUCGAUGACGCAGGCGCCAAGCAUGAAGGCAUCUUCCCUCGCAACUUCGUAGAGAAGAUCGAGCCCCAGGCCCCGCCUCGCCCGACCAGAACCCGCCCCAAGAAGGAGGCCGAGGUCACAUCCCCAGUAGCGGAGGCGCCCGCUCCAGCUCCUCAGCCCGACCUUCAGCCCGCGCAAGAAGCUCGCCACGAGGUCGAGCAGCCCGCGCCGCCCGCGCCAGCUGCCCUUCCCACCUCGCCCGAAGCACCCGCCGCUCCCGAGCCCGAGCCUGUGAAGGCACCUGAGCCAGUCCCCGAACCAACCCCAGUAGCUCCGAUUAGCAAGGCCAGCGAGCCCCCCGCAGCUACGUCGCCCCCUAUCGCGAAGGCAUCACCUGCCCCAGCGAAGCCUGGCCCGCCCCCCAAGCCCUCCAGCAAUGCGUUCAAGGAUCGAAUCGCUGCCUUCAACAAGGCCUCGGCCGCUCCGAUUGCGCCCUUCAAGCCCAGCGGCCUGGCCCAGGGAUCCUACCACAUCAAGAAGCCCUUCGUCGCCCCACCUCCCAGUCGCAAUGCAUACGUUCCCCCACCCUCGCAGGCCCCAGUCGCCAAGGUCUAUCGCAGAGACGAAGACCCUGAGAUCCUGGAAAGAGAGGCAGAGAACCAAGAGAGCGCCGAGAGGGCUGGUAUGGUCCCUGGACCCUCCGGUGAGGAGGGCGAAGAUGCACCGAAGCCGACCAGCCUGAAGGAGCGCAUUGCGCUUCUGCAGAGGCAGCAACAAGAGCAAGCCCAGCGUCACGCCGAGGCUGCUGCGAAGAAGGAGAAGGCUAAGCGACCUCCGCCCAAGAAGCGUACCGACAGCCAGGAGGCGUCCGAGGAUGCCGGCGCUGCUGCUCCUGUCCCUGCGCCCGAGGCCGACACGGACGAGGCAGCGGGCAGGAGCUCUGUGGACUCCCCGCGUAUGCCGCCUGCGCCCCGUCGCAAAUCUUCUCGGGGACCUGCUACCGAGACCUACCACGAUGGAAACGAAGCGGAUAUGUCAGGCGCUGGUGACACCGAAGGACCAGAGGAUCUUACCGAACGCGACGACAGUGAUGCUGCUCCGCGUCCUGUUCCUCGACCUCAAGUCGCAUCACCCGUUGAGGCAAGAAAGGAAGAUGAGCAAGUUGAAGAGGAGGGCGAGGAAGAGGAGGAAGACGACGAUGUCGACCCCGAGGUUCGCCGAAAGGAAGAGCUCCGAGCAAGAAUGGCCAAGAUGAGUGGUGGUAUGGGUAUGCACGGCAUGUUUGGAAUUCCGAUGGGUGCUCCAGCCAUCCCGAAGAAGAAAAAGACAGCCGACAGGCCAGCGGAGACCUCCCCGACGGGGGAGCGUGAAGAGGAAACGACAUCGCCUGUUAGUCGUGUCCCUGUUCCGGGUAUGAUGGCUUUGCCCGGAAUGGGCGCACCCCGGCGUCAAGAGGAGCCAGCAGCCGCUGAUGAGCCUGAGCCCCCCACAUCACCGAGAGCGCCGCCUCCCCCUCCGCGAACGGUUGAAGAAGAUGAUGUCGAGGACGAGCCCGUCACCAGCCCCCCGCCCAGUCCUCGACCCCCUCCAAUUCCUCCUACCUCUGGGCUUAAGUCACCCAGUGAAGGCUCGGAAUCCGACGAUGAGUUGUCGGGUGGUGCCCAGGACACUCCCAAGCCCGAAGAAGCACGCGCACCUCCGCCGCUGCCACCGGUCGCAACCUCUGUUCGCUCGCCGCCCCCUAUCCCUGGCUCUGAGUUUUCCCCAACUUCACCAACCAGUUCUACGAACAAACGGAUGAGCAGGGUGCCGCCCCCUAUUCCUGGUGCUGCCCCUCCAAUUCCCACAGCUCAGUCGCGACCGCCACCUCCCCCGCCUCCCGGAGGCCCUCUGAGUCGUCAGUCGACGCAGGAUAUGCAUAUCGCUUCACCCAUCUCUCCUCCGAUCAGACCACCACCACAGGGUGAGGACGAAGACGAGGUAACCGAAUAUGAGGGUGACUACGAUACCGACAUUGCUUCCUCAGUUCCCCACAAGGAUGCACUCAAGUCUCAUGCGCGAGACUCUAGCCUCGAUGACAACACAUCAGUCAGAUCACCGAUAUCUGAUGCUCCUCCCACCCUGCCACCGCCCAUCCCAACUGGUCCUCCGCCUAGAGCUGCUCCGCCCCCAGUGCCCAUGCAGCCGCCAUCCGAAAAGCGUCGUUCCGUGGACGUCCCGCGGGCAGCACCGCCACCUCCCCCACCGGCCAGAGACGACGACGAGUAUGACCCUUAUAACUAUGCCGCCCCGAAGGUUCCCUACUCCCAGCGUACCCCUAUGAUCGAAGAGGAAGGAUACUUCCAGGACACUCCCCCUUUGCCGUCGCCUUCGCACACGAGAGCCCCACCUCCUGCCCCUCCCGGAGGCCGAGCGCGCCAGUCUAUGGAUGUCUCUCGAGCUUCCAUGUCACAGCGGCGCUCCAUGGAUGCACACAGGCCGUCCGUAUCUGUAGAGUCGGGCUUUAUCGCUAAUGACAUUGACCUGGCCAAGCAGAGCGGAUGGUGGCGCCAGGACAAGACGGUACCACCCGUUUUGCAGGGCAGACGAGACCUUUACUACGAGACUGUCGAUUCGACAUCGGGCUCUCACGUCACUCGCACCAUUUACGUGCUCUUCCAGGACUACUCGCAGACGAUCAUCACAGUAGAGUACGACCAGAACAACGCAGCAGACGUAAUGCUGGACCAGCGACAUGACCCACCGCCAAGAGCGCUGCGUCAGGAUGAGCUCGAGCAGUCUUAUGAAAGAUUCGGACGGCCGAUUUCCGAAGCGGUCACGUCCAAGAAGGAAACGGUUGUGGGUGAUGGAACGCCGCAGGGCCUCAUUCACGAGCUCUUGAAGCCUUUCAGCGAUGCCCUCGCGCCCAUUGGGACCAGAGCUUACGGUGCGCUUGUUUACUCCAACAUGGCCAACGCCUCGACACAACAGAACGACCAGAUCCGGCCUGGUGACAUCAUUUCCAUCCGCAAUGCUCGCUUCCAGGGUAAGCAUGGUCCCAUGCAUGCCAAGUACUCGAUGGAGGUCGGCAAGCCCGACCACGUCGCUGUUGUGUCGGAAUGGGACGGCACCAAGAAGAAGGUUCGCGCCUGGGAGCAAGGCCGCGAGAGCAAAAAGGUCAAGGUCGAGAGCUUCAAGCUCGACGACCUGCGCAGUGGCGAAGUCAAGAUCUGGCGCGUGAUGCCCCGAAGCUGGGUGGGAUGGAACAGCCCGUCUUAG
Messenger RNA from Colletotrichum spaethianum, 3372 nucleotides. RefSeq names its product SH3 domain-containing protein. Gene Ontology annotation, biological process: protein transport to vacuole involved in ubiquitin-dependent protein catabolic process via the multivesicular body sorting pathway. The record is from RefSeq and is a predicted model, not a curated record. Gene Ontology annotation, molecular function: protein binding. NCBI's taxonomy places the organism in Eukaryota, Fungi, Ascomycota, Sordariomycetes, Glomerellales, Glomerellaceae. The coding region runs from base 1 to 3372 and encodes 1123 amino acids. The transcript has 2 exons. Gene Ontology annotation, cellular component: ESCRT-0 complex.